GUUGUACAACUGACUAGGUAUCCCCCUUUUCCCUACAGUUCAACAAAACCAUGUGCUUCAUUCCUACAGUACCACAACAGCCCCGUCUAGUGGUCAGAAGUGUUGUGUGCAGGACCCUGAGUUUUUACUGACUUUGUGACCUUCUAGACAGGUCAUGUGGGCAGGAGACGGGUAACAUGGACCUGGUCAUGAGUUCUGCACGUCAGACACAUCGCAGUGCACCACCUACAGUGCAAUAAAGCAUAACACUAUUAUCCGACUGCCCCACCAGUAGGAAUCAGGUCAAGUUGUCAUUCAACUGGAGGCUUUACAUGGGGGAAAGAAACAUUUAUUGAAAAUAUUAGGUUUUAAUAUCAAUGCCUUAAGUUGUAUACAAAAAAAUCUAGUUUCAUUGUCACAAAACGUAAAAAUAUUUAUCCAAAAAGCAGAUGUGUUUAUUGUUGCUCCUCCUUAUGAUGUAACUUCCGCUCAACAAGAGAAAGACUGUCCUUCCCGCCUUGGUUUGCAUUGCACCGACAGACUGGAACUCAACACGCAGCACACAGUAGUUUGUAAUAAGAGGCCACCAUGUCUAUUUGUUAUCUGUUUGGUUUAUUAUUGACAAUCCUGUUAAUUCAAGACUGUUGGGGUGGAGAAGAAACCAAGAAUGUUAGUUGUGCAAGCCUCCGAACUGGAAAUGCGUACAAAUACUGUGUAAAGGAGAAGGAGAAACCUAAAUGUGUGGAGUGGCAAUCAGUGUUUUCCAAUGAGACGUCUACGUGGCUUGCUGAACUUUGUCAACACAAAGACACUACACAUACACACAAUGUGAUUGAUGUCAACUACUCCUGCAUCACCCUCCCGGACUGUGUCAAUGUAGACCACACUGCCAUAAGUGAUCGGUCUGAGCAUUUGACCCAUUUCAAUGUGUCUGGUGCAGCAGAUGAGUCAAAGAAGCCUUUGGAGAAAGAGCCUGACAGUCAGAAUACAACUGCAGUUGGUGUUGUUGCUCCCGUGCUGGUCAUUGCUGGUCUGCUAGUGUUUUUUUGUGUGUGCAAACAUAGGAGAGACAAACAGUGCAACCAAGGCCACAGAGACGUGGAAGAGGUUCAGGGCAUUCCAGAACCAAACUCCAUUCCUCUGAUGCAGAAUGAGCAACGUGAUGCCAGUGACCAAGGAGGUGAGCCAGGAGAGGAGAGCAGGCAGCCCAUGGACAAUGAAGAGACAGGCACUGACAACCCUCUGCUGAAUGGAGAUGCCAGUGGCCAAGGAGAGGAAGGUGUUCUAGGAAUGGAGGAUGGAAAGCUGUCAGACAAUGACAGAGCAGACACUGAAAUCUGUCAGAAGACACAUGCUGAUUCCCAUCCACUGAAUGUACCCAAGGUUGUCAGGGUCAACAGCCAGACUGAUGACACACAGCUUCUGGGUCAACCUCAGAGCAAUGGACACGUGCCAUAUAGAAGGGAAUCACACCUGACCAAUGGGGCUCCAGGUCAGGGUGCUGGUGAGACUUCACCCCUCCUCUGCAGCCCAGGAGAGGAAGGCGUGCUAGAAGGGCAGGACAGGAAGUCAGCAGACAGUGGGGGAACAGACCCUGAAUCCUGUCAGAAGACACAUGCUGAACCCCCUCUAGUGAAUGGACACCAAGAUGUCAGGGUUAACGAUGAGACUAAGGAAGCGACUCCUGGUGCACAGAGUCCAGGACCUCCUCAGAUGAAUGGAGGUCCUCCCAUGUCUAACAGAGCUGCAGAGGAAACCACUGCUCUAUUGGACAAACAGGCCUUGGACAAGGACCAAGUCACCAAACCUCCUGAGUUAAUAGACCAAGGACCUAAUGAUAUGGAGUCAAGAGGAGAACUGUAACAAACGGUGGACGUUUGUAUAACAAAAGAAAACCUCAGAAGAUAAGAUACAGUAAUAUAUGAUAUAAAGUACUUAUUAUAAGAUACAGUAAUAUAUGAUACACAGUACUUAUUAUAAGAUACAGUAAUAUAUGAUACACAGUGCUUAUGAUAAGAUACAGUGCUUAUGAUAAGAUACAGUAAUAUAUGAUAUACAGUACUUAUUAUAAGAUACAGUAAUAUAUGAUAUACAGUACUUAUGAUAAGAUAAAGUAAUAUAUGAUAUACAGUACUUAUGAUAAGAUACAGUAAUAUAUGAUAUACAGUACUCAACAAUUUAUUAAGUUAAUUCUCUAUGUGACAGCUAUAAUCUAGAUAGGUUAGGAAACGUGUUUAAGUGAAAUCAGUUGAUAUUUCAAAACAGCCCAUUACUUGUAGAUAAAAUGACAAAAUGAUUAUAAUCUGAAAAUGAGUGUGACUUAUGACUGAUUAUGAUACAACAUGUCACAUAUUUAGCUAUACAACAUUAUAAUGAUAUGAAAGGAUGGUAAGAUCAUACUUACACUAGUAUUGUAUACUAUACAUACAAGCAAAUAUAAAUGACAUACUCAUGAGAAGAUGCAUAAAACAUAAACCUCUUUAGUAGAGACAUUUCCAAGAUCAGGAGGUCUCAAUGUCUUGUGGACAUGUCAAAUAGCUAAACAUUGACCGGGCGUUAUUAUUUACACUAUGUAUACACAAAUGUAUGUGGACACCCCUUCAAAUUAGUGGAUAUGUCUAUUUCAGCGACACCCGUUGCUGACAGGUGUAUAAAAUUGAUUACACAGCCAUGCAAUCUCCAUCGACAAACAUUGGCAGUAGAAUGACCUUACUGAAGAGCUCAGUGACUUUCAAUGUGGCACCGUCAUAGGAUGCUACCUUUCCAACCAGUCAGUUCAUCAAAUCUCUGCCCUGCUAGAGCUGCCCUGGCCACCUGUAAGGGCUGUUAUUGUGGAGCAUCAUUGGCUCAGCCAUGAAGGAGUAGGCCACACAACCACAACAGAACGUGACCGUCGUGUGGUGAAGCGUGUCAGUCGCAAUCGUCCGUCCUCGGUUGCAACACACACUACAGAGUUACAAACUGCCUCUGCAAGCAUCGUCAGCACAACUGUUCAUCAGGAGCUUCAUGAAAUGGGUUUCCAUGGUCGAGCAGCUGCACACAAGCCUAAGAUCACCAAGUGCGAUGCCAAGUGUUGGCUGGAGUGGUGUCAAGCUUGCCGCUAUUGGGCUCUGGAGCAGUGGAAACGCGUUCUUGCUUCACUAUCUGUUAGUCCAUCAGACGAAUCUGGGUUUGGCGGAUGCCAGGAGAACGCUACCUGCCCCAUUGCAUAGUGCCAACUGUAAAGUUGGGUAGAGGAGGAAUAAUGGUCUGGGGCUGUUUUUCAUGGUUCGUGCUAGGCCCCUUAGUUCCAGUGAAGGGAAAUCUUAACUCUACAGCAUACAUUUACGUUAUAGGUGAUUCUGUGCUUCCAACUGUGGCAACAGUUUGGGGAAGGCCCUAUCCUUUUUCAGCAUGACAAUGCCCCCAUGCACAAAGCGAGGUCCAUACAGAAAUUAUUUGUUGAGAUCUGUGUGGAAGAACUUGACUGUCCUGCAGAGCCCUGACCUCAACCCCAUCGAACACAUUUGGGAUGAAUUGGAACGCUGACUGCGAGCCAGGCCUAAUUGCCCAACAUCAGUGCCUGACCUCACUAAUGCUCUUGUGGCUGAAUGGAAGCAAGUCCCCGCAGCAAUGUUCCAAUAUCUAGAGGAAAGCCUUCCCAGAAGAGAGGAGGUAAUUAUAGCAGCAAAGAUGGGACCAACUCCAUAUCUCAACUCCAACCCAUGAUUUUGGAAUGAGAUGUUUGACGAGCAGGUGUCCACAUACCUUUGGUUAUGUAGUGUAGCAGAGACAUCAUUAUCACAGGGCCCAGUCUAAGAUGCUCUAUUUUACUGAUGAAAUUAUUCAUUAUUUCUGAAUUGAGAGUUGCAGCAUGUUAGUGUUAAAAUAACUUGCAUAGGGGCCUCCCGGGUGGCGCAGUGGUUAAGGGCGCUGUACUGCAGCGCCAGCUGUGCCACCAGAGACUCUGGGUUCACGCCCAGGCUCUGUCGUUACAGGCCGCGACCGGGAGGUCCGUGGGGCGACCCACAAUUGGCCUAGCGUCAUCCGGGUUAGGGAGGGUUUGGCUGGUAGGGAAAUCCUCGUCUCAUCGCGCACCAGCGACUCCUGUGGCGGGCCGGGCGCAGUGCGCGCUAACCAAGGUUGCCAGGUGCACGGUGUUUCCUCCGACACAUUGGUGCGGCUGGCUUCCGGGUUGGAUGGCGCUGUGUUAAGAAGCAGUGUGGCUUGGUUGGGUUGUGUAUCGGAGGACGCAUGACUUUCAACCUUCGUCUCUCCCGAGCCCGUACGGGAGUUGUAGCGAUGAGACAAGAUAGUAGCUACUAAACAAUUGGAUACCACGAAAUUGGGGAGAAAAAGGUGUUAAAAAAAAAAAAAAAAAAGUAUGAAAAAAUAUAAUAAUAACUUGUAUAAUUUGUCCCAACUUCAGCAAAACAUUUCACAGACUUUUAACACGCACCUGUAAUCCUACUUUCAGUAAAGAACGUUAAUCUUCCAUUUUCCUUUAUUUAAACCACUGUUUUCAUAGGAAAGCAUGAUUGGUCAGUUCAAACAGGAUGUUCUCUAUAUAAUGCAAUAUAGGAGCAUUAAUAACACCUUCUAUUCAUAAUGCAUCAGGAUGCACAAUAUAGGUGCUAAUAACUGCUCAUGAACAUCUAUAACUACAUAAAGCAUUAUCACCAGGAUGUGUAAUGCCUCAUGAAGAAAAGUAUUACUAUGCCAGAUGCCAUAUUUGAAAAGCACAUUACGAGCAUUAUAUUAUAUAUUAAGUGAUAUUCUAAUUUCACUGCAUACCCUCUUACACCUAUGUAACUCCGUCUUGAGGGCAUAAAGGGAUAGUUCACCCAAAUUACAAAACGACAUGUUGUUGUUCUUACCCUGUAAGCAGUCUAUGAACAAGUUAAGAAAGCAAUCCAAUGGCUUUGUUUACUGUACCUGGUUAGGGAAAUGCAAACGUUUUAGCGUUUGUAACCCUGUUAAAAGCAUUUUUCUGAAAUCAUCCUAGUGUCAACAUUUGAUCGUGUAGCUCAAUUAAGUCAUUUUAAGAUGAUUUGGACAUGAAGCACAAAAACAAUGCAAGAAAGGGGAUAUUGGCUUCACAUUACUUGACAUUGGAUUUGAUGUAAAAAGUUUGCAUUUGAAGACAGGGGUCAGGUAAACAAAACCAAAGCAUGGAUUGCUGUCUGACCUUGUCCAUAGACUGAUUAUGGCGUAAAGAAAGCUAAUUAUAUUUAGUAAUUAGAGUGAACAAUCCCUUUAACAGGAGUGCGGAACUCCUACGUGAAGUCGUUACAGUAUAGCCCUCUGACGCAAUUUCCUAAAGAGCAUUUCAUGUAGGUCAUACCACUUAGCUUCAUAAUCAUAAGGCAUUAUGCUGCCUGCUUAAAAUGCUGAAGGAAUAUAUAGACAUUAUCAGCCAUUAGUGCCAUUGUCAUGCAAUAUGAUGUAUAUAUUCAUAGAUUAUAAGGUGUUAUAAAUACACUUAUCACACAUUAUGAAGAGGGUAUUCAUAGGAAGUGUUACCCACAGGUCCAGCAGAAGGAACUGUACCCCACAUCCCCACCUACUAGUGACAUUGUGAAAAAUACCACAACUUUAGACAGGAAUUGUUUAAUUAGAAUGUUUAACACAUUGAGAGUAUCGGUCAGGUCAAAUGACUUAGGCGAAUGACAUACCCACAUACACUGACACCUUAUAACCUUAGUUUCAGAACAGGUUUAUAUUCUUCACAUUAUAAUUAUUUGUUUACUUACUUGUAAUGUAUUUGAUAUGUCCUGUCUGUGGGUUGAUCUCAUAUAUUUAUGAAUGGCUUUCGCCUGAUGCUUUUUAUGGUGAGUUACCUUACACAUGUAUUUAGUUUCAUUUCCUUAUUACAUUUUCAUUUCCAUUUUAUAGUACUAUGCAUUUUGACUGUUGGAUUGAUAUGAUCUGCUCAUACAUUUCCCUACAAGUGAGUGAGGUAAGACUAUUGUUUAAUGAACGACUCAGGUCUGAUGGAUACAGUUGUCCCUCAUACUCUCAUGUAUUAUUUGUAACAAACUUUCUGCAUGUAUCUGUAUGAGGAAACCUCUACAUUAUUGUCAUAUCUACUUUUUAGCCUGCAAGUUUAGGAGGGCUAUUCUGCAGAGUUUUGUGUUUUAUGUAAUAGAAAUUUAGAACCUAAGAUUACUUCUUAGUAUUAUAAUAUAUGUUUCAUUCAUUUCAUCAUUAAAACAUUCCUUUCCAA
Oncorhynchus nerka (sockeye salmon) is the source of this 6184-nucleotide messenger RNA. RefSeq lists its product as uncharacterized. The record is from RefSeq and is a predicted model, not a curated record. The transcript is spliced from 14 exons. NCBI's taxonomy places the organism in Eukaryota, Metazoa, Chordata, Actinopteri, Salmoniformes, Salmonidae. Bases 568 to 1842 code for a protein of 424 amino acids.